Vigna unguiculata (cowpea) is the source of this 3531-nucleotide messenger RNA. RefSeq names its product kinesin-like protein KIN-14I. Gene Ontology annotation, biological process: microtubule-based movement. Gene Ontology annotation, cellular component: microtubule cytoskeleton. NCBI's taxonomy places the organism in Eukaryota, Viridiplantae, Streptophyta, Magnoliopsida, Fabales, Fabaceae. Gene Ontology annotation, molecular function: microtubule binding; ATP binding; microtubule motor activity. The record is from RefSeq and is a predicted model, not a curated record.
AGAGUAGAGAGUAUAAAGGGCAUUUGAAUACAGAAAUGGUGAUGCUAUACUUUGUAUCUGCAAGAGGCAGAAGAAAAAGAAAAGAGAAGAAAAGCGAAAGCUUUCUCCUCCUCCUCCACCCGAUGGAUCGGAUUGUGCAAUGUAGAUGACCUUCUUGGUCAGUGGCCGGGGACAUCAACAUCAUUGUUAACAACACUCUCUCGUGUUCAUGUUAUGGCGGCAGAGGAGGCGUUGUUCUUUUCUGUGGCAUCAGUGGUGGAGGACGUGCUUCAGCAGCACGGUCCUCGCCUCAAAGAUCUUGAUUUGGAAUCCAGGAAAGCAGAAGAAGCUGCAUCAAGAAGAUAUGAGGCAGCGGGGUGGUUGAGAAAAAUGGUUGGAGUAGUUGCGGCUAAAGAUUUACCAGCAGAGCCCUCUGAGGAAGAGUUUAGACUUGGUUUGAGAAGUGGGAUUAUUCUCUGUAACGUUAUUAAUAAAGUUCAAUCCGGAGCUGUUCCCAAGGUUGUGGAGAGUCCUGUUGAUUCUGCAUCGAUCCCUGAUGGGGCACCAUUAACGGCAUAUCAGUAUUUUGAGAACGUGAGGAAUUUCCUGGUGGCUGUCCAAGAAAUUGGACUUCCUACCUUUGAGGCAUCUGAUCUGGAACAAGGAGGAAAAUCGUCUAGGAUUGUCAAUAGCGUGUUGGCCCUGAAGUCCUAUUGUGAAUGGAAAAUGAGCGGGGCAAAUGGCGUGUGGAAAUUUGGUGGAAAUCUCAAACCCACUGUGUCUGCCAAAUCUUUUGUUAGGAAAAACUCAGACCCAUUUACUAAUUCCUUGUCAAGAACUUCAUCGAUCAAUGAUAAACAUCUCACAGUUCUUAGUUCUGACGUAGACUCUGACAAAAUGUCUGGUUCCCAUUCUUUGAGUUCGCUUGUUCGUGCGAUUCUAUCGGAUAAGAAGCCAGAAGAAGUUCCAUCGUUGGUUGAAUCUGUUUUGAGUAAGGUUGUAGAGGAGUUUGAACAACGCAUUGCAACCCAAGGUGAAAAGGCAAAAGUAACUUCGAUUGAUCCUGUUUCUCAGAGCAAUGGGUCUGUUGUGGCAGAUAAAAAGGGGGAGAAGAAGAUUCAUGUGGUAACGAAAAAAGAAGAUGGCAUUCAUAAAAGUCAAGUUAAUGCUAUGGUAUCAAAAAAAGAGGAUCGCAAUCAUAAAAAUCUAUUUGCUGAUGAGGAAUCGCAAAGGCAACUUCUGAAGCAAAAAAUGCUCUUUGAUCAGCAGCAAAGAGAAAUUCAAGAGCUAAGACAUACUCUUCACACCACAAAAUCUGGUAUGCAGUUCAUGCAAAUGAAAUUUCGUGAGGAGUUCUCCAAUCUUGGGAUGCACGUUCAUGGCUUAGCUCACGCUGCUUCUGGAUAUCACAGAGUUCUUGAAGAAAAUCGCAAGCUAUACAAUCAAGUCCAGGAUCUUAAGGGGAGUAUUAGGGUUUACUGUCGAGUAAGACCAUUCUUUCCUGGGCAAUCAAAUCAUUUGAGCGCAGUGGAAAAUAUAGAUGAUGGAACUCUCACAGUUAAUAUUCCUUCAAAAAAUGGGAAGGGACGCAGGUCCUUCAACUUCAACAAAAUCUUUGGACCAUCUGCAACCCAAGCUGAGGUCUUCUUAGACAUGCAGCCACUCGUUAGAUCUGUUCUUGAUGGCUAUAAUGUUUGCAUAUUUGCAUAUGGUCAAACAGGAUCAGGAAAAACUUACACUAUGACUGGACCAAAAGAAAUCACAGAGAAAAGCCAAGGUGUAAAUUACAGAGCUCUAAGCGAUUUGUUUCUUAUAGCGGAUCAAAGAAAGGACACUUUCCAAUACGACGUUUCUGUUCAAAUGAUUGAGAUUUACAAUGAACAAGUCAGGGAUCUUUUGGUCACUGAUGGAACAAACAAAAGAUUGGAGAUUCGAAGUAGUUCUCAGAAAGGACUCAGCGUUCCAGAUGCAAGCCUUGUCCCUGUAUCAUCAACUAUUGAUGUGAUUGAACUAAUGAACCUUGGUCAAAGGAACCGUGCAGUUGGAGCAACAGCUCUUAAUGACCGCAGUAGCCGAUCUCAUAGUUGCUUGACUGUUCAUGUUCAAGGAAGAGAUUUGACAACUGGAGCUAUCCUUCGUGGAUGCAUGCAUUUGGUUGACUUAGCAGGAAGUGAGAGGGUGGAUAAAUCCGAGGCCACAGGAGAUAGACUGAAAGAGGCACAGCAUAUUAACAAAUCUCUUUCAGCUCUGGGUGAUGUCAUUGCUUCCCUCGCUCAGAAAAACUCACAUGUACCUUACAGAAACAGUAAACUCACACAACUACUCCAAGAUUCACUUGGAGGACAGGCAAAGACACUAAUGUUUGUUCACAUAAGUCCAGAGAGUGAUGCUAUUGGAGAAACAAUUAGUACCUUAAAAUUUGCUGAAAGAGUUGCCACAGUUGAACUUGGUGCUGCUAGAGUAAACAAAGAUAGUUCAGAUGUUAAAGAGCUCAAAGAACAGAUUGCAAGCCUUAAGGCAGCACUAGCAAGAAAGGAAGGAGAAUCAGAACAUUCUUUAUGCAGCAGCUCCGAAAAAUACAGGACAAAGGGUAUUGAGCUUUCACCUUACCAAGUUCCUGACACUGGGGAUCAGCUUGGAUGCCGGCGACCAAUGGUGGAGGUUGGCAAUAUAGAGGUUCAAAGUAAUACUACAGUGAGGCACAAAACUCAGAGCUUUGACUUUGAUGAGAUAUCAGCAAAUUCACCACCGUGGCCUCCGGUGAACAAUAGUCUUGGACAAAACUGGGAGGAUGACAAAGAAUCUGGUUCUGGAGAAUGGGUUGAUAAGGUCAUGGUCAACAACAAGCAAGAUGUAAACAAAACUGAGAACCUCUUGGGGUGUUGGCAAACAAGCAAUGGGAACUUAUCUGAGGCCUUUUAUCAGAAAUAUCUUAAAGAUUCUCCCAAAAUGUACUCAGAACAAUCUUACAACAUGUUCAUAGGAGGCAACCAGUUUAACAUUGCGGGUUCAGAUGACACGGAUGAGCUUGAUGCUGCCACCAGUGAUUCCUCGGAACCUGACUUGCUUUGGCAAUUUAAUCAUUCCAAACUUAGCAGCAUGACCAGUGGAAUUGGAUCAAAGACUACAAGAUCUAUCUCUAAGUCAGCGAAAAGCCCCGAGUUGAGUAAGAAUGGUGUUCAUUCUUCUCCUUUGGGUCCUUCACCGUCAUUGAAACAGUCAAAUGGCGUCCCACAUCGAACAGGAAGGCAACCGGCUCCAGUUGACGUGAAACGUAGAAGUGGGAGUAGAAAAUAAACAAUGUGUUAUUCAGAAGGUAUAAAGAGUGAUUGUUCAUAUUUUUUAUUUUUUUAAUAUUUUUUCAAUUUUUUAGAUGGACAGAGAGAGCUAUUUUUAUAUUAUUUUUUUUGGGUUUGUAUUUUGUAAUCAUCAACCUUACACGGAUAAUGGAGCAAUAAUGCCAGUUGCUUUGUUUGUAUGAUGACAUUCUUUUGUUUUAUUUUACAACAUUUCAGGGAAUGUAACACUGCAAUGAAUUUUUAUCUGUACAAA